AUGCCUCCCUACAACAACUGCACCUCAUCCCAAGACUCGUACAUGAUCCCAGAUCCUUCAUGGUGCCCAGAAUCUGAUGAGUGCAUCGUGUGGAACGUGAGUUCAGAGGACGUGGCGGUUUUGUGCGAGAGUCGCAGCUCAUACGUAGAAAGGAUUUUAGGACCACGCCGUUCUCCGCUCUUUCUGCCAAUAUGCGUCUGCUAUUUGGUCAUCUUCUGCAUCGGCUCGCUGGGCAAUGCGCUAACGUGCACCGUUAUCAUGCGCCACCGCUCCAUGCGCACACCAACCAACUUCUAUCUGCUCAGCUUGGCCAUUUCAGACCUGCUCGUGCUCCUCUUGGGGUUGCCGUUGGAGCUUUACGAGCUGUGGUCCAACUAUCCGUUCCUGCUGGGAACCGGAGGCUGCUACUUCAAGACGUGCCUGUUUGAAAUGGUGUGCUUCGCUUCAGUGCUCAAUGUUACAGCAGUCAGCGCCGAGAGAUACCUUGCUGUCGUCCAUCCGCUCCGCGUUAAACACAUCAUGACACAUGGCCACGUCAGACGGGUCAUCGUGAUACUGUGGAUCGUGUCGUUUCUUUGCGCUCUGCCCAACACGAGCUUGCAUGGCAUGAUGACGUUGCCUCCAAAGUUUGGCCAGAGUUUUCCCGAGUCGGCCAUAUGUGGCCUGGUGAAGCCUCCAUGGAUCUAUGGGCUUCUCGUCCAGCUCACUGCGCUCUUCUUCUUUCUCAUUCCCAUGACGAGCAUCGGUGCACUCUACCUGCUCAUCGCACUCCAGCUACAAAGAGAAAGGCGGCUACUGAAGAACGACGCUAAAGCCUGGCAAUCGGAAGCGCAGACCAUGCUGCAGAAAACACGCCAUCGCCAAGUCACCAAAAUGCUGUUUGUCUUGGUGGUGGUGUUUGCCAUCUGCUGGGCGCCGUUUCACAUCGACCGUGUCAUGUGGAGCUACAUUAACGACUGGAGCGAAGAGAAGCAUCGUGCCUUCGAGUUCGUUCAUCUGAUCUCAGGAGUGUUCUUCUACCUGAGCUCGGCCGUUAACCCUGUCCUGUACAGCCUCAUGUCGUCGCGGUUCAGACAGCUGUUCCGGGAAGUCGCGUGCCGAAAGACGGAGCAGAAAUUCAACAACGUUACGCAGAUCACCUUUCGCACCAUGAUGUAA
Molecule: messenger RNA, 1158 nt
Organism: Neoarius graeffei (lesser salmon catfish)
Lineage: Eukaryota; Metazoa; Chordata; Actinopteri; Siluriformes; Ariidae
Gene: nmur1b
Product: neuromedin U receptor 1b
Exons: 2
Coding region: 1-1158 (385 amino acids)
Biological process (GO): G protein-coupled receptor signaling pathway
Cellular component (GO): plasma membrane
Molecular function (GO): neuromedin U receptor activity
Source: RefSeq, a predicted model, not a curated record